Dipodomys ordii (Ord's kangaroo rat) is the source of this 4353-nucleotide messenger RNA. RefSeq names its product collagen, type XX, alpha 1 (gene Col20a1). The transcript has 36 exons. The record is from RefSeq and is a predicted model, not a curated record. The coding region runs from base 1 to 4353 and encodes 1450 amino acids. Lineage: Eukaryota; Metazoa; Chordata; Mammalia; Rodentia; Heteromyidae. Gene Ontology annotation, molecular function: protein binding.
AUGACGGCACCCCAGUCGGCCUCCCCGGGCUUGCUCACCUCCCAACAGUGUGUGGACUUCCUAGGAGAUGUGAAAGGGAUGCUGCCUACAAAUUGUGAUGGUGCCCACACAUCAAAGAAGGAUUUGAGCAGCGCCAGCUUGCCGAUGGGCCCCGAGCGGGCCGUGUGGGUGCGGGGAGAGGCGGGGUCCCUGGAGGGCUCUGCGGGCAGUGCAGCCCUUUUCCUUCCUGCAAGUUCCCGGGAGAGCCAGUCAUCCCCCUCGCCUCCCCCCGGGGGCGGCCUCCAGGGAGACCUGCAGGGCAUCCUGCCCUGGGACUCGGGGCAGGAGGUCAUGCUGACCACCAAGACCCCGAAGGCCACUGUGGGAGGCCUGAGCCCCUCCAAGGGCCACACCCUGCAGAUCUUCGAGCUCACGGGCUCUGGGCCUGUGCAAAGGGAUUUUGUGAUCGACGCUCUGAAGAGGAACUCCCCGGGCAGGAGCAGCCGGAGGCCUGCAGGACCCGCCCUGGAGCCCAGCCCUUCUCUGGGGGGCCCAGACCUCGAGCCGACUCCGGAGCCAGCUCCUCAGCCCAGCGUCACUUUCGCUUCACCACUAGACCUACCCAUCCUAGCCGGCCCCCACUUCCGCUGCACACCCCCCGUUCCCACGGACAUGGUCUUCCUGGUGGAUGGGUCCUGGAGCGUCGGCCACAGCCACUUCCAGCAGGUCAAAGACUUCCUGACCAGUGUCAUCGAACCCUUUGAGAUUGGGCCGGACAAAGUCCAAGUAGGCCUGACACAGUACAGUGGGGACCCCCGGACAGAGUGGGAGCUCAGUGCCUUCCGCACCAGGGAGCAGGUGCUGGCCGCUGUGCGCAGUCUCCGCUACAAGGGAGGAAACACCUUCACAGGCCUUGCCCUGACCCACGUGCUGGGUUGGAACCUGCAGCGGGCGGCAGGUCUCCGGCCGGAGGCCGCCAAGGUGGUGGUUGUGGUGACGGACGGCAAGUCACAGGACGACGUGCGCACAGCUGCCCGUGUCCUCAGGGACCUGGACGUCCAUGUCUUCGCUGUGGGUGUGAAGAAUGCCGACGAGGCUGAACUGAAGCUCCUGGCAUCCUGGCCUCUGGACAUCACUGUCCACAAUGUGCUGGACUUCCCCCAGCUGGCCACCUUGGCUGGCCUGCUCAGCCGCCUUAUCUGUCAGAAGGUCCAGGGCAGGAGCCCAGCCACACGGGCUCCGCCCGUGUCAGCCCUGCCCCCUCUCCCUGCAUCUGCCAGCCUGGACUUCACCCGGGUCACCUCCUCCAGCCUCCACCUGUCCUGGACUCCGGCCCCGCAGCCUCCCCUCAAGUAUCUGGUUGUGUGGCGAUCUUCCAGGGGCAGCGUCCCCAGGGAGCUGCUGGUGGAGGGGGCCGCCUCAUCCUUGGAGCUUCACAACCUGACUGCCAGCACGCAGUACCUGGUCUCCGUGCUCCCCGUGUACGAGGGAGGGGCUGGUGAGGGCCUGCAGGGCCUGGCCACCACAGCACCCCUGCCUCCGCCCCAGGCCCUGACCCUGGCCGCAGUGACGUCCAGAACCCUUCACCUCACCUGGCAGCCCUCGGCCGAGGCCGCCCAGUACCUGGUGAGGUGCCUGCCCGCCUCCCCCCCAGGCGAGGAGCAGAGAAGAGAGGUCCGGGUGGGGCGGCCAGAGGUGCUGCUGGGUGGUCUGGAGCCAGGCAGGAGCUACGAGGUUUCCGUGCAGAGCCUCCGCGGGCCGGAGGUCAGCGAGGCCCGACGCCUCCGGGCCAGGACCUCGGCCCCGGCACCCACAAGACACUUGAACUUCACGAACGUGAGCCACAGCUCAGCCCAUGUGUCCUGGGAGGCCACCCGGAGGCCCCUCCGCCUGGUCAGGGUCAGCUACGUUUCCAGUGACGGUGGCCACUCGGGGCAGAUGCAGGUCUCUGGGGACGCCACUUCCGCCGCCUUGGGGCCCCUGUCCUCUUCCACCACGUACGCCGUGCGCGUCACCCACCUCUACCUCGGGGGUGGCUCUUCCUCCCUGACCGGCCGUGUGACCACACGGCGGGCCCCCAGCCCGAGCCAGCUGUCGGUGACGGAGCUGCCAGGGGACGCGGUCAGGCUGUCCUGGGUGGCCGUGGGCUCUCCGGGCGCGCUCGGCUACCACAUCAAGUGGACACCCUUGGGAGAGGGAGAGGCUCGUGAGAUCUCUGUCGCAGGGGCUGUACGCACGGCCGUCCUGCCUGGGCUGAGCAGGCAUGCAGAAUAUGAGAUCACCAUCCUGGCCUACUAUGAGGACGGGGGCCGCAGCCACCCCGUGUCCAUCCGCUAUGCCCCUGCUGCAGCGAGCAGAAGCCCUCCAUCCAGUCUGGCCCUGGCCUCGGCCAUCCCCAACAGCCUGCAGGUCAGCUGGACACCCCCAGCUGGACACGUCCUCCACUACCGGCUCACCUACGCCCCGGCCUCAGGCGCAGGACCUGAGAAAUCGAUCUCUGUCCCAGGCCCCAGGAACCACACAGUACUCACCGGCCUCCUGGCUGCCACCAAAUACAGAGUCCUGGUCUCAGCCAUCUACAGAGCAGGGAAGAGUGUGGCGGUGUCUGCCACUGGCCAAACAGCAGCCUGCCCGGCCCUGCCCCCAGACGCCCCCAGCGCCCACGGCACCCUCCCAGGGUUUGACCUGAUGGGGGCCUUCGGCCUGGUGGCAACGGAAUAUGCCUCCACCCCGGGCGUGGCCAUGGGACCCUGGGCCUGGGGCCGGGCCCCAACCUUCACGCUCUUCAAGGAUGCCCAGCUGACGCGGCGGGCCAGGGACGUCCACCCCGCCCUCCCGCCCGAGCAUACCAUCGUCUUCCUUGUGCGCAUGCUCCCCGAGACACCCCGAGAAGCCUUCGCUCUGUGGCAGAUGACCACGGAGGACUUCCGGCCCCUCCUUGGGGUGCUGCUGGAUGCUGGCAGGAAGUCGCUGACCUACUUCAACCACGCUGCCGGGUCCCCCACGCAGGCCACCUUCGACCUGCCAGAGGCAAAGAAGAUUUUCUUUGGAAGCUUCCACAAGGUGCACGUGGCUGUGGGCCCCUCCAAGGUCAGACUGUACGUGGACUGCCGCAAGGUGGCGGAGAGGCCCAUCGGGGGGGCGGGCAGCCCCCCUGCCACUGGCCUCGUCACGCUGGGGAGGCUGGCCAAGGCCAGGGGGCCCGAGGACAGCUCAGCCACGUUCCAGCUCCAGAUGCUGCAGCUCCUGUGUGGGGACACCUGGGCUGCCCAGGACAGGUGCUGCGAGCUCCCAGGCUCGAGGGGCGGAGAGGUAUGCCCGGCCUUCCCUUCUACCUGCGCCCACUCCCCAGAGACCCCUGGACCCCCAGGGCCCCAAGGUCCCCCGGGCCUCCCCGGGAAGACGGGCAUCCCAGGAGAGCCAGGGGUCCCAGGGCCCAAGGGAGAGCCAGGGCCACCCGGGCAGAUAGGGCCAGAGGGCCCUGGAGGUCAGCAGGGGUCACCAGGGACCCGGGGCCGUGCCAUCCAGGGGCCCAUGGGUCCGCCAGGGGUCAAAGGAGAAAAGGGGGACCACGGACUCGCGGGCACGCAGGGCCACCCUGGCCAGCCAGGCACCCCUGGGAGAGCCGGCCUCCAAGGGCCCAAGGGAAUGAGAGGACUGGAGGGACCGGCCGGCCUGCCUGGAUCCCCCGGCCCCAGGGGGCUCCAGGGCCUGGCAGGGAGCAGGGGCUCCAAUGGGGAGCGAGGGCCCCCAGGGGCCGUGGGACCCACGGGGCUGCCGGGGCCCAAAGGGGAACGCGGAGAGAAGGGAGAGCCACAGUCACUCACGGCUAUCUUCCAGCUGGUGAGCCAGGCCUGCGAGUCGGCCAUUCAGAUGCAUGUGCGGAGGCUCAACUCCUUCCUCCACGAGAACGCCAGGCCCCCAAUGCCCAUCCUGGCGGGGACCGCGGAGCCCGGCGGGCCUGGACCAACGUCCACAGACAGGAGCCGCGAGGAUCAAGCACCCCGGCCCCCAGAGCCCCAGCCAGACCAGAGGGGCAGGGGAAGCAGUGCCCCCCCUCUCCCCCAUCCUCUCAGGAACAUGUCCCAGAAGGAGGAGCAGCUGGGCAGGACAUGCCCAGAGGGGACAGAAAACUACGGGAUUGUACAGGGUAGGGGAAUCGAGAGCAAGGCCAGCAUCAUCAAGGUGCAGCCGGGCCUCUGUGCAGGCUCUGGAGGGAUCCAGGCCUCUGUGCCAGGCUCUGGAGGGAUCCGGGCCUCUGUGCCAGGCUCUGGAGGGAUCCGGGCCUCUGUGCCAGGCUCUGGAGGGAUCCAGGCCUCUGUGCCAGGCUCUGGAGGGAUCCGGGCCUCUGUGCCAGGCUCUGGGGGAAGCUAG